This is a messenger RNA of Ectocarpus siliculosus, 1032 nucleotides long. The record is from the annotation of a GenBank genome assembly. NCBI's taxonomy places the organism in Eukaryota, Phaeophyceae, Ectocarpales, Ectocarpaceae.
AUGGUUGGAUCUGGAAUGCAACGCGCCACACAGGACUACUUCGAUCGGUUCCCGCAGGAGAACGGCUCCAUCUUUCUCUUCAAUACCUAUACAGGCGAAGCUAUCUACGAUGUAGAUCGAUGGGGAUCGCCACUCCCUGGCGCUCGCACGCUGUCACAUUGGUUCGUACCCACGGCUGUAGUGCCUCCCGCCACAGAGGGUGAGCCCGUCGACACCCAUAACCUGCGUGAUCUGAGAGACGACUUCCCCGGCAGCGAGUAUAGAGCCCGAUGGCACUGUGCCGAACUCAUACAGCGCAACGUCCGUGCGGCGCUGUCGAGGUGGCGGGUCGCCAGAGCGCUCUGUGCGGUAUGGGUGAAGGAUUACGACCACGAAGCAGAACGAUUCUCGUUUACCCACCAAAACAACCGAGAGAUGCAGUACCACAAGCCCUGGGGCAUGGGAACCGUUGACCUUUGGGCUGUGCCGGGGGAAAAAGUCGACGAGCAUUUGGUCAGCCUCUUCCUCCGAGUUGAGAGCGCAACAGCGGAAGAGCGUACAGACGAAGAGCCGCGAGACUGGGAAGCAUCCAAACGGCAUCGCCGGCGGUUGUACAAAUUCUAUCAGGAAAAGAAAUUUAGCGAGGGUCCUCACUGCCGCAUCGUGGGGCCAGGAAGUCUGAAGGAAAGUUCGUUCACCAACGUGUUCCUCUACCCCAAGAAGUACUACAAGACGAAACCUUUCUCCCAUCCGAGGGACAGGCAGUGCGAAGGAGCCAGGAUGGGGAGCCAGGUGACGUGCAUGGACGGCCUCGUCGAGAAAAGGACCACGUCUACCGAAAACAGGAACAGGAAGGACGCGUCACAUGGUCAAGCCCCUUACGGCGAGAAAGGGCAACUAAUCUCGGCGGAUGCGUAUUUCCACGUCCGCAACGCUAGCGAGCAUGGCGCUUUGAACGUGAUCAAGCUCAUGUUCAAGCACCGAGAUGAUCUUCGCGUGCAGGGCGUUGGUCUGCAACGCAUGGCAGGCUCGCUCCUGGAAGGUAUGACGUGA